Messenger RNA from Chrysochloris asiatica (Cape golden mole), 3177 nucleotides. RefSeq names its product family with sequence similarity 65, member B (gene RIPOR2). The coding region runs from base 19 to 3177 and encodes 1052 amino acids. NCBI's taxonomy places the organism in Eukaryota, Metazoa, Chordata, Mammalia, Afrosoricida, Chrysochloridae. The transcript is spliced from 22 exons. The record is from RefSeq and is a predicted model, not a curated record.
GCCAGACUCCCAGAAAUCAUGUUGGUAGGAACUCAGUCCUUCUCACCUGGAGGGCCCAAUGGGAUCAUUAGAAGCCAGUCCUUCGCAGGUUUCAGUGGCCUUCAGGAGCGGCGAUCCAGGUGUAACUCCUUCAUUGAAAAUACCUCUGCUCUCAAGAAGCCUCAGGCCAAAAUCAAGAAAAUGCACAAUUUAGGGCACAAAAACAACAGCACCCCCAAAGAACCUCAACCUAAAAGGAUGGACGAGGUCUACAGGGCCUUGAAACAUGGACUUGAUGAAUAUCUGGAGGUUCACCAGACGGAGCUGGACAAGUUGACAACUCAAUUAAAAGACAUGAAAAGAAACUCUCGUCUGGGUGUGUUGUACGACCUAGACAAGCAAAUGAAAACGAUCGAAAGAUACAUGAGACGCCUGGAGUUUCACAUUAGUAAGGUAGAUGAACUCUAUGAAGCUUAUUGUAUCCAAAGACGCCUCCAAGACGGUGCCAGCAAAAUGAAGCAAGCCUUUGCAACGUCCCCUGCCAGCAAAGCCGCUCGGGAGAGUCUCUGUGAGAUCAAUAGGAGCUAUAAAGAGUAUACAGAGAACAUGUGCAGCAUUGAAGCGGAGCUGGAGAGUCUGCUGGGGGAAUUCUCCAUCAAGAUGAAAGGUCUGGCUGGCUUUGCUCGUCUCUGUCCUGGAGAUCAAUAUGAAAUUUUCAUGAAGUAUGGCCGACAGAGGUGGAAACUGAAGGGCAAAAUAGAAGUCAAUGGCAAACAGAGCUGGGAUGGGGAAGAAAUGGUGUUCCUGCCACUGAUAGUUGGCUUAAUCUCCAUCAAGGUCACAGAGCUCAAGGGACUGGCAACUCACAUCCUGGUGGGCAGCGUGACCUGCGAGACCAAAGAGCUGUUUGCAGCCCAUCCUCAGGUGGUGGCUGUCGACGUCAAUGAUCUUGGUACCAUCAAACUGAACCUAGAAAUCACUUGGUAUCCAUUUGACGUGGAGGAUGUGACCCCAUCCUCAGGCACUGGGAACAAGGCAACUGCUCUCCAGCGGAGAAUGUCUGUGUACAGCCAGGGCACCCCAGAAACACCCAUCUUCAAAGACCACUCCUUUUUCAAAUGGUUGCAUCCUUCACCAGACAGGCCAAGGCGGCUGUCUGUCUUGAGUGCCUUGCAAGACACUUUCUUUGCCAAGCUGCAACGCAGCCGCUCUUUCAGUGACCUGCCCUCCCUCCGGCUGCGCCCCACGGCCGUGCUAGAGUUUUAUUCUAAUCUUAAUCUGCCUGAUGACAUCUUUGAGGAUGGAAAGGCAACUGAGGGGAAAACAUCACUGUCCUUCAGCUUCAAGGACCUGCCCAAUGGAGACUGUGCCCUGCCCUCUAACUCAGCUGGCUCUCCCUCCAAGAUAUGCCCAGCAAACCCAGAAAUUACCAUCACCCCUGCAGAGCUGAACCACAGUGGCCUGUCCUCCCAGAAUGAGGGUACAAACGACACUAGCUCAGCAUCUUCCAGAAGCUCCUCAGCAGAAGGCCAAGAGGCAAAGUCAUACAGAGAGGAACACGCAGUUCAUGAGGCCUGCCCUCAGUUCAUUGAGAAGGAUGUUGCAGAGGCACUUCUGCAAGAGUCCGAUGAGGCCUCUGAACUCAAGCCUGUAGAACUGGACACUUUUGAAGGCAACAUCACGAAGCAGCUGGUCAAGAGGCUGACCUCUACGGAGGUGCCGGUGGUCACGGAGAGGCUGCUCUUUGAAGGUUCUGUCAGUGGGGAAUCUGAAGGCUGCAGAUCCUUUCUAGAUGGAAGUUUAGAAGAUGCCUUUAAUGGGCUUUUCCUUGCAUUAGAACCACAUAAAGAGCAGUAUAAAGAGUUUCAGCAUCUGAACCAAGAAGCCAUGCAUCUGGAUGAUAUUCUGAAAUGCAAACCACCUGUAAGCCGCAGCAGGUCGUCCAGCUUAAGUCUUACAGUUGAAAAUGCUUUAGAAAGCUUUGAUUUCCUGAACACCUCUGAUUUUGAUGAGGAGGAGGAUGGUGAGGAGGUUUGUAAUGUUGGAGGAGGUGCUGACUCAGUAUUUUCAGACACUGAGACUGAGAAAACUAGUUACAGGUCAGCCCAUCCGGAAGCCAGGGGGCAUCUUAGUGAAGCACUGACAGAAGACACAGGAGUUGGGACCAGUGUGGCAGGAAGUCCUCUCCCACUGACCACAGGAAAUGAAAGCCUUGACCUCACCAUCGUUAAGCAUCUGCAGUAUUGUACCCAACUCGUUCAGCAAAUUGUAUUUUCAAGCAAAACCCCAUUUGUUGCAAGAAAUCUCCUAGAGAAGCUUUCUAGGCAGAUCCAAGUGAUGGAGAAACUCGCAGCUGUCAGUGAUGAGAACAUAGGAAACAUCGGUUCUGUUAUUGAAGCCAUUCCGGAAUUCCACAAGAAGCUGUCGUUGCUCUCCUUCUGGACCAAGUGCUGCAGCCCAGUCGGCGUGUACCACAGCUCAGCCGACAGAGUGAUUAGGCAGCUGGAGGCCAGCUUUGCCAGAAUUGUCAGCAAAGAGUGCCCAGGACUCGCAGACUCAGUGUUUCGGACCCUGGUGUCCCAAAUCCUGGACCGGGCUGACCCUCUCCCCGCCUCCAGCCUCUCCCUAGAAGUCAUCACUGUUUUCCAGUAUCACAGCUACUUUGCCAGCCAUGGUGUGAGCGACCUAGAGACUUACUUGAUCGAGCUGGCCAAGCAAGUUGCCAUGGUUCAGACUCUGCCUUCACUAAGAGCUGACAAACUGCUGCAGACCAUGACUGACCUUGCAGCUGGCAAAUUCCCAGCCCAGCAGGAAGUGCUCAGGACACUGGCUCUGCUACUAACAGGAGACGACAAUGAAGUUAGUGAGGCUGUGACACUUUCCUUGGCAGCAGCCUCCAAAGACAAGCACUUCAGGGAAAAGGCCUUGCUCUAUUACUGUGAAGUACUCACCAAGGCCAACCUCCAGCUCCAGAAGGCAGCAUGUCUGGCCCUGAAAAUCCUUGAGGCUACAGAAAGCAUUAAAAUGCUGGUAACACUAUGUCAGUCUGAUACAGAGGAAAUCCGAAACAUGGCCUCAGAAACCCUUUUGUCUCUCGGAGAAGAUGGACGGUUAGCUUAUGAACAAUUGGACAAAUUUCCUCGAGACUGUGUUAAAGUUGGAGGUCGUCCUGGAAGCGAAGUUGCCACAGCCUUUUAA